AUGAAGUCGGCGGGAGGCAAUGGCCCCCCUUCAGCUAUCGGCGCACGUCCCGAAAAUCCCCCCGGACCCCCUGGCGCGGGUCCUUCCCCCCAAUCCCCCGCUCCCCAGUUCUCCCCUCAUCGCCCACACGGCUUUCCGCCGAACCCCGGCGCGCCACACUUUGCGCGGGGUCCCCCCGCGCGCCCAGGCCCCUUCCCCGGCGGAAUGCCCGUGCCCAUUGCGCCUCCGCCGCCGCCCAGACCGGGGGGAGGCCCACCACGGCCGAUGCUGGGACCUGGUGCCGGACCUCAUCCCGGACCUCAUUCCGGACCUAUUCCCGGACCUGACUCCGGUCCUCCUGGUUUGGGUCUCCACGGCUCGGGACCUCCGGGGGUAAUGCCUCUGCGAGGGCCCAUGGGGGGGCCAAUGAUGGUGCGCCCAGGCUUUCCGCCGAUGCAUCUCCCCCCUGGUGCGCAGGGUUUCCCGGGGGGCGGUCCCCCCGGGCCCCCCGGCCCCCCCGCCCCCCCGGGGCCUCUCCCCGGUCCCCCCGGACCUCCCCCGGGUCCCCCUGGUGCGCCGUUCUCCGGCGGACCUCCCCCGCAGGCAGGCGCGCCUGGGGGAGGGUUUCCGCCGCAGUUCCCCCCACAGCAGAUGCGGCCGCAGUUUCCGCCGCAAAUGCAGCCGCAAAUGGCGCACGGGCAGCAACAGCACCCGCUGCCGCCGCCGCAGCAGCAGCAGCAGCAGCAGCAGCAGCAGCAGCAGCAGCAGCAGCAGCAGCAGCAGCAGCAGCAGCAGCAGCAGCAGCAGCAGGGGGGAUGUGCAGGUAUUCUGGGGAGGAGCAGCAGCAGCGGAGCUAGUGGCGCAAGCGGGGCAACCCUAGGUCCGGGGACGGGGGUGGUGGUCGCGGUGGUGGUGGGCGAUGGUGCAGGGGGAGGCGGAGGCGCGGGGGCGCGCGGGGAGAACGCGGAGGGAGAGGGGGAAGGCGGGAAUAAGCGGAAGAAAUCCCGCUGGGAUAUUGAUGCGGCUGCCAGGGCGGAGGGUAAAGCGGGUGGGGGAGGGGAGGGAGCGGAGGAAAGGGGGGAAGGCGGGGGAGGGGGGGGAGGCGGAGAAGGUGGGGAAGAGGGGGGGAAAGAGCGCGGGAGGGUCGCUGCAGAGGCAGGAGGUGGUGCUGGAGCCAAUGGGGGUGUGGCACGUGGACAGUGGGGGAGCGAGGGGAUGGGGAGUGCGGGGAGGGGAGGUCUAGAGGAGGCCGUUCAGUUCGCUGUAUUGAAAGACCAGGUGCGUUGGAGGGGGGAAGAGUGUGAGGACGGUGGGUGGGGAAAAGGGAAGCGGGGAAGGAGCGGGGUACAGGAAAGGGGAAGUUGGGAGCCGUGGAGGGGAAGGAAGGGAUGCAGUGCGGGGGUGAAAGGGAGAAGGGAGGAGGGGGCAGAAGAGCGGGCACGAGUCCGGGGCCAGGCAGCAUCAGGGGACAUGGACACAUCAGCUGACCCCCAGUCGCUGCUCAACUCUCGCCACGACCCCAACGCCCUCAAGGGCAAGCUGCUACAGAUGACAGCAGAGCACAGGGCAGAGGCGGCAGAAAGGCGAGAGAGAGGAGACACAGACCACCACCACCACCAUGAGCAAUAUCACCAGCAGCACCACCAGCACCACCCGCAGCAACAGCAGCAGCAGCAGCAGCAGCAGCAGCAGCAGCAGCAGCGGCAGCGGCACCAGCAGCAGCAGCACCACCACCAGCAGCAGCAGCAGCAGCAUGAGGAGCAUAUGGAUAUAGGCAACGGGUAUGGCGUGCCUGGUGGGAGUGCCUCCAUGCCUCCUCCUCACGCUGCUCGCCGCCCCAUGUUCUCGCUCGUCCCUGAACCGGACUUUAGCCACCCGAGACGCAGGGAGCAUGCAGAGCAGCAGCAACAGCAGCAGCAGCAGCAGCAGCAGCAGCAGCAGCAGGGGGGACAUCAGCAGCAGCAGCAAGGAGCUGGAAAUGUGUCAGGAGCAGCAGAGAAAGGGCCGGGUGAUGGGGAAGGGAGGAUGGGGCCACCAACAUCGCCAUCUGCAGCAGCAGCGACAAGAACAGGGAAUGAGGGCGGUGGGGGGAAUGGAGGUGGGGGAGGUGGAGGAGGAGAAGGAGGGGGAGGCGGAGGGGGAGGGGCAGGGGGGGUGUCAGCGCUACCAGCCGCGUUGCGGGAGCGGCUGCGAGCUCGAGGCAUUCUCAAGGAGGGUGGUGGGAAGACUCACGCAGGGGGGACUGCAGCAACGGGCAGUAAUAAUACCUCUGCUUCUGCUACUCUGGCUGCUCCCACAUCGUCUCUCCCUCCUGGCUGGUACGAGGGGGUGGACGAGGCAACAGGCGUGAAGUAUUAUUUCAACGAGCACACAGGCAUGAGCCAGUGGGAUCCACCGGUUGCCGCGCCCAAGAGACCUAUCCCCCCCCCGCCUCCCCCGCCCGUUCUCACACCUCUGCCCCCCGGGUGGGAGGAGGCUGUGGAUGGUGAAUCAGGUCACAAGUACUACUAUAACUCCACCACCAAUGACACCAGCUGGGAACGACCCAAGGCACACGCAGGCACAGGAGGAGCCGGAGGAGGAGGGGGUGGGGAGGCGAAUGGGAAUGACAGUAGCAGUGGUGCUGCUGGUGGCAGCGGUGCUGCUGGUGGCAGUGGUGCUGCUGGUGGCAGCGGUGCUGCUGGUGGCAGUGGUGGGGUGAAGUUCAAGCGGUGUGCGGGUUGCCAGGGGGAGCUAGGUAUAGUGGUGCCUCCUGGUGCUUCCAGGAAAGCAUCUGGAGCAGUCGCAGCAGCUGCAGCAGGGGGGGCGGAGGAAGGGCUAGGGACUGAAAGGGAGGCUGGGGGAGCGCCGAGAGCAGAACCAAAGAGCAGGCUCGGCGGCGUGCCCAGGCCUGGUGCGCACCCAGCAACGCGCAAGGUGCAGCGGAAACGAGCAGCAGCGGCAGCAGCAUCAGGAGGAGGAGGAGACGACAAGGACGAUAUUGAUCCCAUGGACCCGUCUUCGUAUUCGGAUGCUCCCCGGGGCGGAUGGGCUGUGGGGCUGAAGGGAGUGCAACCGCGAGCAGCAGACACCACUGCAACGGGUCCCCUGUUCCAGCAGCGUCCCUACCCCUCCCCCGGUGCUGUUCUCCGCCGCAAUGCUGAGCUGACAGGAGCAGGCGGAGCAGGAGGGAAAGGAGGAGCAGGGAAGGGCGACAAGGCCGGUCCCACAAUGCAGGGCUAUGCCGUGAUUCGCAAGCGGGGAGAUGGGAGCGAUGGGCUGGGCGAUGCUGAUUAG
This is a messenger RNA of Closterium sp. Naga37s-1, 3255 nucleotides long. The record is from the annotation of a GenBank genome assembly. NCBI's taxonomy places the organism in Eukaryota, Viridiplantae, Streptophyta, Zygnematophyceae, Desmidiales, Closteriaceae.